AGCCGCUCGGGAGGGUCUCGGCCGCCGACGCUAACGCUCUUUCUCCCUUCAGCAGCCAGCCAGCUCUGUGUCAGGGUCGGGGGGUGCAGAAAGUCAGGACAGAAUGAGGGAUAGCUCGGCCCCCAGCUCGGCCUCCUCGUCAGUGACAGAUCUGUACUGCACCCCUCACAGCAGUAGGUCAGACCUCGUCCUGCCUGGCACGGCCGGGGACUUCAGCCUGAGCGCCAGUCUGUCGGCCUGUACGCUGCUUUAUGAGGGGGCCGUGGAGCCCAUGCAGAUUGACGUGGACCCCCAGGAGGACCCACAGAAUGCACCUGAUGUCAACUACGUGGUGGAGAACCCCACCCUGGAUCUGGAGCAGUACGCCGCCAGCUAUAGCGGCCUGAUGCGCAUUGAGCGGCUGCAGUUCAUUGCUGACCACUGCCCCCCUCUGCGGGUGGAGGCCCUGAAGAUGGCCCUCUCCUUUGUGCAGCGGACCUUUAACGUGGACGUGUACGAGGAGAUCCACCGGAAGCUCUCAGAGGCCACCAGGGAGCUCCAGAACACACCGGACGCCAUCCCCGAGAGUGGCGUGGAGCCCCCGCCCCUGGACACGGCCUGGGUGGAGGCCACGCGGAAGAAGGCCCUGCUGAAGCUGGAGAAGCUGGACACGGACCUCAAGAACUACAAGGGCAACUCCAUCAAGGAGAGCAUCAGGCGUGGCCACGAUGACCUGGGCGACCACUACCUCGACUGUGGGGACCUCAGCAACGCCCUCAAGUGUUACUCCCGGGCCCGAGACUAUUGUACCAGCGCCAAGCACGUCAUCAACAUGUGCCUCAAUGUCAUCAAGGUCAGUGUCUACUUGCAAAAUUGGUCUCACGUGCUGAGCUACGUCAGCAAGGCCGAGUCCACCCCGGAGAUUGCCGAGCAGCGAGGAGAGCGCGACAGCCAGACCCAGGCCAUCCUCACCAAGCUCAAGUGCGCCGCAGGCCUGGCUGAGCUGGCUGCGAGAAAGUACAAGCAGGCUGCCAAGUGCUUCCUGCUGGCCUCGUUCGAUCACUGCGACUUCCCUGAGCUGCUGUCCGCCAGCAACGUGGCUGUCUAUGGCGGCCUCUGUGCCUUGGCCACCUUUGACCGGCAGGAGCUGCAGCGCAACGUCAUUUCCAGCAGCAGCUCUUUCAAGCUGUUCCUGGAGCUGGAGCCCCAGGUUCGAGACAUCAUCUUCAAAUUCUACGAGUCCAAGUACGCCUCUUGUCUGAAGAUGCUGGAUGAGAUGAAGGACAACCUGCUCUUGGACAUGUACCUGGCUCCCCACGUCAGGACCCUGUACACUCAGAUUCGCAACCGUGCCCUCAUCCAGUAUUUCAGUCCCUACGUGUCGGCCGACAUGCACAAGAUGGCAGUAGCCUUCAACACCACGGUGGCGGCCCUGGAAGACGAGCUGACGCAGCUCAUCCUGGAAGGACUCAUCAACGCCCGCGUGGACUCGCACAGCAAGAUCCUGUACGCCCGGGACGUGGACCAACGCAGCACCACGUUCGAGAAGUCCCUGCUGAUGGGCAAGGAGUUCCAGCGCCGCGCCAAGGCCAUGAUGCUGAGGGCGGCCGUGCUGCGCAACCAGAUCCACGUCAAGUCCCCCGCCCAGAGAAGGCAGCCAGGGGGAGCUGACUCCGGCCAACAGCCAGUCUCGGAUGAGCACCAACAUGUGAGGGCUGCCGCCGCCAGGACCGCCUGCACGCCCCCCCCGCCCUUGGCCACGGCCCCCGGGGCUUCCUGCCUGCGCCCUCCAGGGGAGCCCCUCCACCCCAUCGUGCCGUGCUGGGGGCCUAGGGAGGCUGGUGGGCUGCCAGCUGGGGCCCUUCCUGGAAAGAGGGGCCUGCAGGGCUCCACCCUGUGGGUGUCCAUCCCCAGGGACCUGCUGCAGUGCCAGCCCCUCCCGUCCGUGCAUUGUAUGGCGCAGCUGACUGACUAGGCGAUUAAAGCAGGUUGAGCGUU
This is a messenger RNA of Lemur catta (Ring-tailed lemur), 1977 nucleotides long. It is a transcript of the gene GPS1, whose product is annotated as G protein pathway suppressor 1. The transcript is spliced from 14 exons. Bases 104 to 1954 code for a protein of 616 amino acids. The record is from RefSeq and is a predicted model, not a curated record. Gene Ontology annotation, cellular component: COP9 signalosome. Lineage: Eukaryota; Metazoa; Chordata; Mammalia; Primates; Lemuridae.